This is a messenger RNA of Merops nubicus (carmine bee-eater), 1622 nucleotides long. It is a transcript of the gene KCNAB1, whose product is annotated as potassium voltage-gated channel, shaker-related subfamily, beta member 1. The transcript is spliced from 14 exons. Lineage: Eukaryota; Metazoa; Chordata; Aves; Coraciiformes; Meropidae. Gene Ontology annotation, molecular function: transmembrane transporter binding; voltage-gated potassium channel activity; potassium channel regulator activity. The record is from RefSeq and is a predicted model, not a curated record. Gene Ontology annotation, cellular component: membrane; juxtaparanode region of axon; extrinsic component of cytoplasmic side of plasma membrane. Gene Ontology annotation, biological process: transmembrane transport; negative regulation of delayed rectifier potassium channel activity; potassium ion transport. Bases 1 to 1206 code for a protein of 401 amino acids.
AUGCAAGUGUCCAUCGCCUGCACCGAGCACAACUUGAAGAGUCGAAAUGGUGACGACAGACUCAUCAGCAAGCAGAACACCACGACCCCGAACGUAGUGAAUGCAGCCCGGGCAAAAUUUCGGACAGUGGCAAUUAUUGCUCGCAGUUUGGGGACAUUUACCCCUCAGCACCACAUUUCAUUAAAAGAAUCCACCGCAAAGCAAACGGGCAUGAAAUAUAGAAACCUUGGAAAAUCCGGACUGAGAGUCUCUUGCCUUGGGCUGGGGACAUGGGUCACUUUUGGAGGUCAAAUCUCAGAUGAGGUGGCCGAGCAGCUGAUGACCAUCGCCUACGAGAGUGGAGUCAACCUGUUCGACACGGCCGAGGUGUAUGCAGCUGGCAAGGCUGAGGUCAUCCUGGGGAACAUCCUGAAGAAGAAGGGCUGGAGGAGGUCCAGUCUGGUCAUCACAACAAAAUUGUACUGGGGUGGAAAGGCUGAAACAGAAAGAGGGCUUUCCAGAAAACACAUCAUUGAAGGGCUCAAGGCUUCUCUCCAGAGGCUGCAGCUGGAGUAUGUGGACGUCGUCUUUGCCAACCGGCCAGACAAUAAUACCCCCAUGGAAGAAAUUGUCCGAGCGAUGACCCAUGUAAUAAACCAAGGGAUGGCGAUGUACUGGGGGACGUCACGCUGGAGCGCCAUGGAGAUCAUGGAAGCCUACUCUGUAGCCAGGCAGUUUAAUAUGAUACCGCCUGUGUGUGAACAAGCUGAAUAUCAUCUCUUCCAAAGAGAGAAAGUAGAGGUUCAGCUGCCAGAAUUAUACCAUAAAAUAGGGGUCGGAGCCAUGACAUGGUCUCCACUAGCCUGUGGGAUCAUCUCAGGGAAAUAUGGCAACGGGGUCCCUGAAAGCUCAAGGGCUGCAUUAAAGUGCUACCAGUGGCUGAAGGAGAAGAUCAUCAGCGAGGAAGGCAGAAAGCAGCAGGUGAAGCUGAAGGACCUGUCGCCCAUUGCCGAGCGCCUCGGGUGCACGCUCCCGCAGCUGGCUGUCGCAUGGUGCCUGAGAAAUGAGGGAGUGAGCUCUGUCCUUCUAGGAUCUUCCAACCCAGAGCAGCUGAUAGAGAACCUCGGAGCCAUACAGGUCCUUCCAAAGAUGACAUCCCAUAUCGUAAAUGAAAUAGAUAAUAUUUUGGGAAAUAAGCCCUACAGCAAGAAGGACUACAGAUCCUAGUGCGAUGCAUGAAUUCCCUGGACUGCAUGGUUUAAAAAGUGCUCUGUGCAGAAUUGCAGCCCCGAGUUAAUCUCUGGUCAUGAGAAUCAUUCAGCAGCCUGCUGCUCGGUGUCUACUGUCACUGGAUCCUUCGAGAUGUGUGCUGUUGCUACUAAUCUGCAGUGAAAUUUAAAAGCACAGUUGAUCUCUCUUCUAACCAAGAAUAAUCUUGUAUUUUCUUACCUUCGACUGAAUCCAUUAAUUUUUACUUUACUCUUAGCACCUCAUGCUUGUGCUGUGAAAAACACUUGUAAAGCAAAAAAUUUAUAAUCUUCAGGUACUUGGUAAUUAAAGAAGGAUGUACAGAUCUAUUUUUUCAAUGAAGAAAAGCCAGAUACAACUUAAGAUUUUAAUAAAACCACAUUUGGGAAAUCUCA